This is a messenger RNA of Fukomys damarensis (Damara mole-rat), 1344 nucleotides long. RefSeq names its product patatin like phospholipase domain containing 5 (gene Pnpla5). Gene Ontology annotation, cellular component: cytoplasm; lipid droplet; membrane. Bases 49 to 1344 code for a protein of 431 amino acids. The record is from RefSeq and is a predicted model, not a curated record. Gene Ontology annotation, molecular function: triacylglycerol lipase activity. NCBI's taxonomy places the organism in Eukaryota, Metazoa, Chordata, Mammalia, Rodentia, Bathyergidae. Gene Ontology annotation, biological process: triglyceride catabolic process; lipid homeostasis. The transcript is spliced from 9 exons.
UGUAUCCAAGCCGUCUUCGCAGCUGGUCCCUUCCCUGACCCUUCCCACAUGGGCUUCUUGGACGAGGAGGACAGCUGGAGCCUGUCCUUCGCCGGCACGGGUUACCUGGCUCUCUACCACUUUGGGGUGACCCACGGCCUGCGCCAGCGGGCCCCACGCCUCCUCCAGGGCACCCGCCGCAUCUACGGCUCCUCGGCUGGGGCCCUCAACGCCCUCAGUAUCAUCCGUGACAAGUCGGUGGACUACUGCUGCUCCAACCUCCUGGACAUGGUCAAGCACCUGGAGGGGCUGAGCCUGGGCGUCUUCCACCCGGCUUACGCACCCCUAGAAUACAUCAGACAGAGGCUUAGAGACUCUCUGCCCGAGGACUGUCACAUUCUGGCCUCCCAGAAACUGGGCAUCUCGCUGACCCACUGGCCCGAUGGCCAGAAUGUCAUAGUCACCGACUUUGCCGACAAAGAGGAGGUUGUCCAGGCGCUGGUCUGCACCCUGUUCUUUCCCUUCUACUGUGGGACGAUCCCCCCUGAGUUCAGAGGGGAGCGCUACAUCGAUGGGGCACUGAGUAACAGCAUACCCUUCGCCAGCUGCCCCUCCACCAUCAUGGUCUCACCCUUCAACGGGACUGUGGACAUCUGUCCCCCGAGCACCUCGCCCAGCCUGCAUGAGCUGAAUGCCUUCAAUGCCACCUUCCAGAUCUCCACCCUCAACUUCUUCCUGGGCUACAUGUCCCUCUUUCCCCCAAAAGCUGAGGUGUUGGCCAACAUCUGCAGACAGGGCUACUUGGACUGCCUGAGGUUCCUGGAGCAACGCGGGCUCAUCAAGGAAUCAGUGCUGCGGACGCUGGUAUCAAGGGAGUGGCCAGCCCCGGUGGAGGGGCUCCAGGAUGCCGACCAUGACCAGGGUUUUAACUGGGAUGUGCCCUACGUGUGGGUGAAGGAUGUGCCCAACUUCGAACAGCUCUCGCCGGAGCUGGAGGCUGCACUGAAGAAAGCUUGUCAGAGGGACCCCAGCACCUGGGCGCACUUCCGCCGCUCGGGGCUCGGGCAGGCGCUGACCUACCUGCUGCUUCCCUGGUCACUGCCCUUCGAGUACAUCUACUUCCGGAGCCGGAGGCUGGCCCUGUGGCUGCCCGAGGCGCCGGCUGACCUGCUGUGGAUGUGGGGGCUGAUGAAGAGCAUGGCGCACGAGGUCUUCUCCAGGAUGAGGGCUGGGCUCAGAAGUGAGGAGGGUGUGCACCUGCGCGGCUGGAGGCUGGGAAUGGAGGGCUGUGCGGCUAUGGAGCAGACUCUGGCUGCAGUGUCUUCCGGGAUGCGGCUGCAGGAUGGGCUGGAUGAGGCCACCUAG